CUCAAACUGCCGGGACUGUCCCGGUCAUUCCAGGACGGUUGGCAACUAUGAUACCGCCGGCGCGUUCAUUUGCGGGCACCGUAACUUAUUGCGCAUGCGCGAUUCGAUACAUUGCUCCACGCCCAUUGCUUGCCCCGCCAGCGAACUCAUUAGUCCUCAGCAGCAGCCCCUUCCUUACGGUUGUCUCCUAAGGAUCCCCCGAUUGGUAGUCGUUAACCACGCAGCAAUGAACACGAGAUGACGAAGGCCUUGAUGAGAUGGCAACAGCAGAACCAAUCUCAAAGGUGUGUCUGAGCUCCCCCUCAGCCAUAGAGCGGCUGUAUAAGUCCUGUGAUGGUGGGAGGGGUGACGAGGUAGAGAGGGUGCUGGAAGGGAGGGUGACCCAGGAAGACAGGACUGCCCUGGCCAACUACAAGAGCAAGGAGACAGGGUUCACUCCACUGCACAGAGUGUGUCACCAUGGUCACCACCAGUGCAUCCCUCCUCUCCUCAAACAGAAUGCUGACCCUCACAUCUGGGACCAUUGUGGGUUUGCCCCCAUCCACUGUGCUGCCAGAGGUAACCACACGGCCUGUGUGGAAUUCCUAAUCAACAGCAGAGACUGUGACGUCAAUGAAAAGACACAGUUUGGGGAGACCCCUUUCCUGAUUGCUUGUCUCAGUGGUUCUCUUGAGGUGGCCAGGUAUCUGUAUGACAGUGGGGGCUAUGGGGAGGAGGACAGCAGAGGGAACAAUGUGCUCCACUAUGCAGCAGCCAGUGACUCUGCCCAGCUACUCCUCUGGCUGCUCAGUAUCCAUGACUUCAAGGCUCUCAUUGACUCUCCCAACAAUGAAGGCCACACCCCACUGCACCAUGCCUGUGCCCUGGGCUGUACCAACUCUCUCUCUGCCCUCCUCCACCACAACGUCAUCGUGUCCUCCCUCACUCCUUCCACCACCCACCUCCUGCACCCCUCCUCCUCCUCACACCCUCACACACUCUCACACUCUGAGGUGGCCCGACAGCUGGGUAACAGUAGGUGCUAUGAGAUAGUUGCCGACUCUGCCACUCCCCCACCCCUCCCUCGUGUCCCCACCUCUACCCCCUUCAACAGAGAAGGGUCCCAGGUCUCAGAGGAUGUACUGAGACAGACUAAGUCUGCUGCCUUGUUCCCUCCUCUGCGGAGCAACAGCUCAGGGUCGCGAGGGUCACGUCUCUCUUUACUCCCCACGACAUCUCUUCAGCGUAGAGGAUCUCUGGUGGGAGCAUCUCGUCCAGUGACCCUUGAACUCCGUCGCAGCUCCUCCCUGAGACGAGGCUCCUCGGACUCUCUCCUGAAGCGGGGGGUGUCGGAGGACGACAGGAGGACUUACCUCCAGAGUCGGAGCAGUGCCCACAGACUGUGCCGGACCCUCAGUCGCCAGAGCAGCUCCAGUGUGGAGCAACUCCUCUAUGAUAGCACUGCCUAUGAGCCACCACCAGACAUUCUCUUCACCCUCCCUGUGAACAAAAAGGUUCUCACAUCACGUAGUUGUAAGGCCUACUCCUCAGAGCAUGGACUGAAGCUGCGGGUCUCGAAGGACUACUGGAGUGGGGAGAACAAGUCUCAUGGUCUGCAUGUCUGCAUGGGUGCUGCCAUGCACUACAGCCAGACAUUUCCUCAGGGCUAUACAGUGGUCAGUCCCAUAUGUUUCGUCAGCUGUCGCUCCAGAGGUCCUUGUCGUGUUAGUCUCACCUUCCCUCAUGCCCUGGACGCCACACCAGACACCACGACACCCUCACGGCUAGUCAUCCUCUCCUCCGCCACGGCCAAGGUCGAUGCCGGCUCCCAGGGCCCCUUCUUCUCCCCGAGUGAGCGAGUCCUGGACCCGCUGGACGAUAUUGACUUCAAGGUUGACAGGGGACUUGCCAGGUUUCAGACAGAGCUGUGUCACCCCUCUCUGUUUGCGGUGGCAGUCCGGGACACUCCCGGCUCCAUCCCACUGCCACUGAGGUGCUGUCUGUAUGUGCUCUAUCCUGUCAUUGAGCCCACGGUAUCCAUGGUGACCGGCUUCGACGUUGAGGCAUAUGUGGGGAUGAACAUUCCAACUGUUGCCACGGCGGUGAUGUCGUGGGCGGAGCAGCAUGACCUGAAAAUGGAGGAGACUCAUUUCGUCAUGUCAGGAGAGCAUGUGACAGUGUCGGCUGACCUCCUCCCGCCACAUCAGACUGACUGGGACGUCAGCCGCAGGGGAGACGGAAAGUUCCUGUACAACCAGGUGUCCCUGACGCAGCACACAGACAGAGACUCCUACAGCCACCAGCUGGUAUAUCCUCACAGAGAACGCUUCUUCAUCGAGCCCAAGUCAGCCGCCAGUGCUGUCAAGUGCAGGAUUAGUGUGUCCAACAGCAUCCGAGAACUGUCCUACCUUCUUGUCAUCCCCUUCUCUCCUAAGAAAGAGGCAACACCGGACCUGGCAUCUCCAGAGCACCGCCACUCCCUCCCCCUCUCCUCCCACCCUCUCCCUCCCAAUCGCAGAUACUCCCUCCCUUAUCCCUCCUCCUCUCGCAGCUCAUUCAGAGUAGUGUCUCCCACACACACACCGUCUCACUUCCCACAAGUUCUCCUCACCCAAACCUUACCUAUGGCCUCUCCACCAUACCACAGCUUAUCGCCUCACUCCUCUUCGGCCAGACCUGACUCCUCACGACACUCACCCCCUCCCCCUUCUACUGGCAGACCAAUAUCUGAUACCUCGUAUCCUGCACCCUCUGCUACUGUUAGUCACUCGCCCCCUCCCCUCUCUUCUGGCGCUACCACAGCUCCUAGUCGCUCACCCCUUCUCCCCUCUGCUACUUUUCUUGAACACUCACCCAGUCCCUCUUCUGCCAUGACCAUUGCUGGUCGCUCAUCGCCCCGUCGCACAGUUGUUGGUACCCUUCCCAACCGUUCUCCUGUACUCUAUCUUCCAAAUGGAGCCCACCAUCACUCUGAAUCUCAAGUGUAACAUUUUUACUGUCAAGGUCUUAUGUACAGAGAGUAAAAUAAUAUUAUUAUCUUAAAUAUUGAUUUAUGCUGACAUUUGUACAGAGUAUUUAUACACUUAUGCUGAUUUAGCAUGGCUUUUUCUAGCAUGAUUUUUGGAAAUCCUGCUCAUGACUGUCUCAUAAAGCAAUGCCUGCAUGUACGUGGCA
Molecule: messenger RNA, 3153 nt
Organism: Geodia barretti
Lineage: Eukaryota; Metazoa; Porifera; Demospongiae; Tetractinellida; Geodiidae
Source: the annotation of a GenBank genome assembly